GUCGUGGGCUCGAAGGCGCGCCCUUCCGCCGACAUCUUGGCUCAAGCUGUCCGACGAGCGUCAGCGGAAACAUCCGGGGAAUCGCGCGCACCUCGGCGGCCAUUGCGGCUCGGCGUGCGGCAGCUUCAUAAACUUGAGAAGGCGGAGCGUUUGCGCGUUGUACUGGAGUAGCAGCGGAGCAGGAGGAGAGGCGCCGAGGCAACGGAGAGCUGCAGAAAACCGUUACACGGCAGCGCUGCUUUACCUCACCGCUCUAACGGGAGAUCAGGGCGUGUACCGGCGCGUCUAACGGACAAUGAUGAACGCGGUCGGACGGGAACCGGAGCGGCGGCGGCGUUGAGCGCGUUUUUUAUGUUUGAGGCGGAUCGGCGGGAUCUCGAGCGUUUGGGCGCACCAGCGCGUUUUUUUCUCGGUUGCUCGCGUCACAUUGACAUUUAUUAAUUAAAGCGGCAUUUUCCCGGAGCGUUGAUUUUCCCUGACAUCAUCAUCAUCGUCGCUCGGUGUGAACGGACAUCUUCGGUGGUCGUCGACGGGAAUCCGGGGGAUUUACAGGAUCCCGGUGUCGCCGCUCGGAUUCUGACGUUCGCGGCGCGUUUCUGAGGGAAAGCGGAUCUGUCGGCGGGAGUAACGGUAACGUUAUGGCUGACGACGACGUGCUGUUCGAGGAUGUGUACGAGCUCUGCGAGGUGAUCGGGAAGGGUCCGUUCAGUGUGGUGCGAAGAUGCAUCAACAGAGACACUGGACAGCAGUUCGCUGUGAAGAUUGUAGAUGUGGCCAGUUUCACGUCCAGCCCUGGACUCAGUACAGAGGAUCUGAAGCGGGAGGCGAGUAUCUGUCACAUGCUCAAACAUCCUCACAUCGUGGAGCUGCUGGAGACCUACAGCUCCGAUGGGAUGCUCUACAUGGUCUUUGAGUUUAUGGAUGGAGCCGAUCUGUGCUUCGAGAUCGUGAAGAGGGCUGAUGCUGGCUUUGUCUACAGCGAGGCGGUGGCCAGUCACUACAUGCGGCAGAUACUUGAAGCUCUGCGCUACUGCCACGAUAACAACGUCAUACACCGAGACGUCAAGCCUCACUGUGUGCUGCUGGCCUCUAAGGAGAACUCUGCUCCUGUUAAACUGGGCGGCUUCGGCGUGGCGAUUCAGCUGGGCGAGUCAGGCCUGGUGGCUGGAGGUCGGGUAGGGACCCCUCACUUCAUGGCUCCUGAAGUGGUCAAGCGAGAGCCGUACGGGAAGCCGGUGGAUGUUUGGGGUUGCGGGGUCAUUCUCUUCAUCCUGUUGAGCGGCUGUUUGCCUUUUUACGGCACCAAGGAGCGUCUGUUUGAAGCCAUCGUGAAAGGAAAGUACAAGAUGAACCCGCGGCAGUGGAGUCAGAUCUCUGAGAGCGCUAAAGACCUGGUGCGACGCAUGCUAAUGCUGGACCCGGCCGAGAGAAUCACCGUCUAUGAGGCGCUCAACCAUCCCUGGCUCAAGGAGAGAGAUCGCUACUCGUACAAGAUCCACCUGCCCGAGACGGUGGAGCAGCUGAGGAAGUUCAACUCUCGGAGGAAACUGAAGGGCGCCGUCCUCGCUGCCGUCUCGAGUCACAAGUUCAACUCGUUCUACGGCGACCCUCCUGAAGACCUCCACGAUUUCUCAGAGGACCCCAUGUCUUCAGGAUUGCUUGCUGCAGAAAGGGCCGUGUCUCAGGUUCUGGACAGUCUGGAGGAGAUCCAUGCGCUGACCGACUGCAGAACUGAACUGUGUGUGUUUCAGCUCUACGAUAAGAUUAACACCCGCUCGUCGCCCCAGAUCAGGAAUCCGGCCAGCGAUGCCGUCCAGAGAGCCAAAGAGGUGUUGGAGACGCUCUCCUGUUAUCCUGAGAACAUGGAGGCAAAAGAGCUGAAGAGAAUCCUGACACAGCCGCAUUUCAUGGCGCUGCUGCAGACGCACGAUGUUGUGGCUCAUGAGGUUUACAGCGACGAGGCGCUGCGAGUGACUCCUCCACCCACGUCCCCUUACCUCAACGGAGACUCGCCCGAGAGCGUCAACGGAGACAUGGACCUGGAGAACGUCACACGUGUGCGCCUGGUGCAGUUCCAGAAGAACACGGACGAGCCCAUGGGCAUCACUCUGAAGAUGAACGAACUGAACCACUGCAUCGUGGCUAGAAUCAUGCACGGCGGGAUGAUCCACAGACAGGGGACGCUGCACAUCGGAGACGAGAUUCGUGAAAUCAACGGCAUCAGUGUCGCCAAUCAGACGGUGGAGCAGCUCCAGAAGAUGCUGCGGGAGAUGCGAGGCAGCAUCACCUUCAAAAUUGUGCCCAGUUACCGCAGUCAGUCUCUGUCCUGUGAUAAAGAUUCCCCUGAUCUGCCCAGACAGUCUCCUGCAAACGGCCACUCCAGCGUCACCAGCUCCAUCUUAAUUUACGUUCGAGCGCAGUUCGAGUACGAUCCUGCUAAAGACGACCUGAUUCCCUGUAAAGAGGCUGGCGUUCGUUUCCGGGUGGGUGACAUCAUCCAGAUCAUCAGUAAGGACGAUCAUAACUGGUGGCAGGGCAAACUGGAGAACACCAAGAACGGCACGGCGGGCCUCAUUCCCUCGCCGGAGCUGCAGGAGUGGCGCGUGGCGUGUAUAGCGAUGGAGAAGACCAAGCAGGAGCAGCAGGCCAGCUGUACAUGGUUCAGCAAGAAGAAGAAACAGUAUAAAGACAAAUACUUAGCCAAACACAACGCAGAUCUGGUGACGUAUGAAGAGGUGGUGAAGCUGCAGGCGUUCAAGAGGAAAACGCUGGUGCUGCUGGGAGCUCACGGCGUCGGCCGAAGACACAUCAAGAACACUCUCAUCGCAAAACAUCCCGACAGAUUCGCGUAUCCCAUCCCACGUAAGAGACGCGCAUCACACCUGAUGCAGCUCGCCAUGAACCGCCCAUCACUGACUGCUCGCUCUCUCUCUCCCUUAUGA
Molecule: messenger RNA, 2942 nt
Organism: Sinocyclocheilus rhinocerous
Lineage: Eukaryota; Metazoa; Chordata; Actinopteri; Cypriniformes; Cyprinidae
Product: peripheral plasma membrane protein CASK-like
Exons: 23
Coding region: 639-2942 (767 amino acids)
Biological process (GO): protein phosphorylation
Molecular function (GO): protein binding; ATP binding; protein kinase activity
Source: RefSeq, a predicted model, not a curated record